AUGCCCGCCGCUAUCGAGACCGCUAUCGCGACCAAGUCGAUCGAUGUCCACUUCAAGCUGAAGGAGGGCAAGAAAUACCCAAAGACUGUGGAUCUGGAGAAGCUCAAGGAACACUACGGAGAAGGCAACGUCUCGUUUGUGGACUCCAAGAAGAAACACUUCAGCAUUCAAGUCAGAAAGGUGUGCGACACGGCGGAUCGCAUGAAGGAAGAACUCUGGUCAGUACUCGAGGAGACUGAGAUCUUCAAGACUUGGGAGCCGGAAAGAAUCAUGGUCUGGCUUGCGGACAGUUCUUGUGUGUAUCUCAUGGGGGAUCCCUAUCCUGGCAAAUUGCUUGUUCUUACCCUGAUCACUGCGCUGAUUGUGAAAAGAACUUUCUUCAUCAAUAAUUCCCUAUUGUCAUCAUUCUCUCCCAGCAUGGGCCAACCAAAGUAUCGCCAGAUGACUGCGCAGUUUAAAGGAAAGGAUGGGGUUGAGCUAAAACGAGAACCAAAAGACGACCCCCUUGUGUACAGAUACGGCUCCAACGGCAUACAACAGGUCAAUCUCGAGAGGCGAUUACUCACUUACACACUAUUCGUUGAGUUUACCGAUCCUGGAAAAGCGAUAAGGAAGCUAUGGAAAGUCCUGAACAAAAUGGAGGUUUUCGAGGAGUGGGAGGCGGACCAGGUGUUUGGCGUCAGAAUAAAAGACAAUGGUCAAUGUGAUUAUUUCACGCCCCCUGAGCCACCUGCUUCCAACUGCUGA
Molecule: messenger RNA, 747 nt
Organism: Fusarium tjaetaba
Lineage: Eukaryota; Fungi; Ascomycota; Sordariomycetes; Hypocreales; Nectriaceae
Exons: 3
Coding region: 1-747 (248 amino acids)
Source: RefSeq, a predicted model, not a curated record